AAAUGAGCAAUUAGUAAAGAUAAUAUAUUAAACCAAUCAUAAGAAAAGCAAAAAAAGUUUAAAAAGUAUGUCAGGAUGAAGAAAAUAAUUUUGGAUUAUCUGACUUUUAAAAUGAUUCAGAUGAAAUCUAUAAUUUAAUAGAGGAAUUUUCUGGAAAAUGCAUACUUUUACCAAACUCUGAAGAAUUUGAUAAUGAAGAUGAAUAUUAAAAAAAGAAUAAGACUGGAGAUAAUUGUUUCUCGUAUAUAAUUAAUUCAAAAUAAUAAAAUUCUCCUUCUUUUGAAUAGAAGUUAGAAAAAAAUUAAUAGAGUUUCAAGAUAGUUGAUAAUUUUUCAUCAUUAGAAACUUAAUCAAAUAUUAGCGAUGAGAUAAAUGGUGAAAAAACUGACUAUAUAGUUGCUAUAUAAGGAGAGAUUAAUUAUUUGGAGGGGUUGGACUUCAUUUAAAAGACUGUUAUUUCAAAAGAUAAAAAAUAAAAAAAUUUAAAAUAAAUAAAAAAAUAAAAUAAUAGAAAUUCACUACUCAAAAAUCUUUAGAAAAAAAAGAUUUCUAAACUUUAUAGAAAAUAAUGA
Messenger RNA from Paramecium sonneborni, 572 nucleotides. The record is from the annotation of a GenBank genome assembly. NCBI's taxonomy places the organism in Eukaryota, Ciliophora, Oligohymenophorea, Peniculida, Parameciidae.